Molecule: messenger RNA, 1054 nt
Organism: Pocillopora verrucosa
Lineage: Eukaryota; Metazoa; Cnidaria; Anthozoa; Scleractinia; Pocilloporidae
Source: RefSeq, a predicted model, not a curated record
AGCUCUGAAUAAAGUGGUGAAGAAACUAGAAAGGAUGUACUUCGAGAAAUACGGUUAUGAAUUUCCCCUCACAGAGGGGAAAAAGAUAGAUCACUUGGUGCAAGAAAAUGAGGGAGGACGAAAAUUGGCCAAUCAGAUAGUUCGGCAAGUAUUCCGACCGCAUGGAAACAAGGAGGAAAAACUUGCGUCUGGCCACAGAGCGUGGUAUGAUUCGCCGGGAAUUGCUGUCGAUGGCUGUCUCCUAACUUACGUGGGACCAGAUGUCUGCGGCAUAUGCAAAAGUGGAAAUCGUAAGAACAUUCACAGUGCCAAGUUCAAGUCUCCCUUUACACCAGAGACACCAAGAUUUGAGGUACUUAUUCAGGAGACUGGGGAAAGGCGUAUUGUGGCACUGGGUGCUGUGCACGAGUCGUACGACUGUCACAAAAUGCCUGGCUGGUAUCGUGGAACAGUCGGUUACCACAUAGACGAUGGUAAAAUAUUUGAAACUGGCUUCCAUGAGCUGGGAAGAGAAGUCGAAGGAGCCAUGGCUUACCGCGGUGAUCUCAUUGCUUGUGAAGUUGAUUUUAGUGGAGUCCCCGAGGGAAAAGUCCCUGUGUUGUUCUCCUUGAACGGUAGAAAAGUAGCGCGUUCUUCAGUGGAGUAUACCGAGGGAAAUAGUUUAUUUCCCUUCGUUUCAUUGGGAUUUGAAGGCAUUACAGUGCUCACCAAGAUGUGCCAUCGUGACAGAGACCGUUUUAGUAGAGUAACAAACGAAGACAUUCGGGAGGAAAUUGGAGAUCUGCGGCGUGAUUUUCAGAAUCAACUUACCGAGCAAAUGAGGAUGUUGUCAGAAAUGAGAAAUUUAGUACUGCGUUUGAAGGAUGUAAAGGAUAAAGAUAAACAAGAAGAAGAUACUAAGAUACUGGCGUGUGACUUAAGUUAAAUCCACAGGUGAUAAUGUCUUACGCGCGGUUUGAUGGAUCGGAUCAAUGAAUGGAUGAAAAUAAAGAAGAUUUUCAUUACCUUAGUAGUCGUUCAAGAACAUUCAUUUAGUUUAAACGCAAUGUAAAUC